Molecule: messenger RNA, 1368 nt
Organism: Hippocampus zosterae (dwarf seahorse)
Lineage: Eukaryota; Metazoa; Chordata; Actinopteri; Syngnathiformes; Syngnathidae
Exons: 4
Coding region: 231-965 (244 amino acids)
Molecular function (GO): ubiquitin binding
Source: RefSeq, a predicted model, not a curated record
CCAUAGACCAAACAAGGAAGUUGAGUACCGCCAAAUGUGCGAAUAUAAAGGCACACUAACAUGGCAGGCAAUCUCUCAAUUAAAAGCAUAAAUAAUCGCAAGUAUUCCGCCGAGGAUACUGUGGAAAUAACCUCCGGUGGCUCUCUGGACACGAUACGUACAGCUGCGAAGAAGACUAAUGUGACCAGGUUGGCGUAACAGUUUACAUCAAUCGAGAAAUAAAGCAAUUCAUGUGUGGUGAAAGUUUGUGUUACGCGUUUACCAACAUUGACAGACUAUGGUCUACAGAUUGUGGCUCACCAUGGUGGACCAAGGAGCAUCUCCCUGCUGUGGAAGCCCCGUGGGCCUUGACCCUCCAGUCUGCUCUGCCGUACCUGAAAGAGGAGCAAUGGGAAGUUCCUGAUUUUCCUCAUCCAUCUAGUACGGAAGACACGUCGCAUGUGCUGGAUGAAGUUCUUCCCUUCCCUGAACCACCUCCAGCAUCUCAACGGUGUCCAGACCUCCCGGCCAGCUCUCCCCAGCAGAGCAAAGCUGGACUGGACAUUGCUGACAGAUCGCUCUCCUCUCUCAUUCAUCAAGAGCACAAGGGCAACUUUGUGACUGUACGAGCUCGCUCCGAAGAAGAUCAUGCAACUCUCGAUGCCAUCGCUGGGCCCUCACGUGUCAAAAGGGGAGGCAAAAAGCAAGAUGGAAAAGCGGAAGUGGAAAAGAGGCUCACGGUACAAGCUCAUGGCUUGGACAGUCGACCUCUGGGCAAGGAAGAAAAUAUCUUUGAGGAGCGAAUGGAGACUGAAGAGGGUGAGGGAAAGAAAUGCAGUGGCACAAAAAGUAGAGAGCAAGCUCUCGAUAAGUUGGAUAAGUGUCCGAUGUGCCUGCUGGUUUUCUCUGUUGGGGCCUCCCAGAUGGACCGUGAUGGCCACCUGGCUCAGUGUCUGUCAGAGAUGAAUGUGGACAUGAGCUGGUGAGCUCCAAGCAGUCCAGAUGUGCCACCUGCUUUCGUUGUAACAGACCUUUAUUAUGGUGAUGUGAGGAAUCAGAAGGCGGCGGUCAAGAGACAUUCAAAUCUUUUCCAUAAUUCAGUUGCACAGCGGUCAUAAAAGUGGGACGGUGAUCCCGAGCACCCAAAGCAACUCAAAGAUGUCAUGUGGUGGUAGAACAGGGACAUAUACAGAAACUAGUGAUGGAUUGAUUUUACUCUCAAUUAUUGACAACUUUAAGUCUUUCAUGCACCAAUAAUGAUAACAUGUCACCUGAUAACAUGAUAAACUGUCCACUGUAAGUAACCGCUGUCCCCGAAAGGGUUCAGAAGAAAAUAUUACUUCUGUGUAGUAAUGUUUGGGGGGUUUCUUUCAUGAAAAAAGUUAACGA